Notothenia coriiceps (black rockcod) is the source of this 1270-nucleotide messenger RNA. It is a transcript of the gene vgll2a, whose product is annotated as vestigial-like family member 2a. The coding region runs from base 1 to 678 and encodes 225 amino acids. The transcript has 3 exons. Gene Ontology annotation, cellular component: nucleus. The record is from RefSeq and is a predicted model, not a curated record. Lineage: Eukaryota; Metazoa; Chordata; Actinopteri; Perciformes; Nototheniidae. Gene Ontology annotation, biological process: regulation of DNA-templated transcription.
AUGAGGAGGUGUGUCAGCGCGUGCAGAGGAGAUACCAGAGGAGGGGAGGUGGGUCUGAGGAAGGAGUGCAGUGAGGGAAGCAGGAGGCAGGAGGAAACCAGGAGCAGCGGGAUGACCUCGUCUCUGAUGGCGACGGUGGUUCUCCUCGAUGGAUCAUUCCCGAUGAACCAGAGAAGCUUCCCUCCGUCCUUCUGGAACAGCUCCUACCAGCCGUCCUCCUCGCUGGGCAGCGCUCUCUCCUCUCCCCACUCAGAGCUCUCGUUCCCUGGGGACCCGUACGCUUCCUCCUCCUCCCUGCACAGCCACCUCCACCAGCCCAGCCCCGACUCCUGGCACCCGUCCCACCACCACCACCAUCACCAUCACCACCCUUACUCACUAGGGGGCGCUAUAGGCAGCCAGGGAUCGGCGUACCCGCGUCCGGGGGUUCACGAGAUGUACAGCACGGCGUUCGAUCCUCGGUAUGGAUCCCUGUUGGUGCCGUCGGUGAGGAAUCAUCACCGCGUGGCGUCUGGCAGCUCGGUGCCCAGCGCCUCGCCCUGCGACCUGGGGGGGAAAGGAGAGUCAGGGACGAGUUCAUGGAGCGGCGCUUUCACUGGAGCCGGAGCGGAGAUCGGACUCAACAUGGACACAGGUCUUCAGGCACAGGAUAAGAGCAAAGAUUUGUAUUGGUUUUAGAGCCUGCUGAGACUCUUCCUCCCCCCCCCUGCUUGACUUCUUUCCUUCACUCCUUUGUUGCUCUUCUGAUAUUAUGGGACAGAGAAAUUGACAAUCUUUCAGACGGCCGUUUUGUGCUGUAACUGCUUCUGGUCUACUUGCAGCUCGGUAUUACGGAGGACUUUGCAGCAGCAGCAGCAGCUAAUUGUGGAUACAAAACGAGCGUGGAAACAAAAGUGGACUCACGGAGGAACGAGAGAAACUGAUCUUGACGGAUGUGCUCAAAGACAAGACUCUUUGUGCCCCUGUAACAGGCAGGGACAACAUUCCUAAACUGGAAAAAGACUGGGGACGGACGGAGACAUGUGUUGUCAAAAAACUCCAAAGACAAGCGCCUGAAGGACUUGGCAGGACUUGCCUCACUGGGACAACUGGGCAACAGACACUGGGAGAGUUGUGGCUGGAGGAAAGGCCUUGUUGGUGUUGAGAAAGGCCGCACAGCAAGAAUUUGGCAGACUGAAAAAAAGCCCAAACACUCUGGUUUACAUGGAGUAUUGGUUCAAUGUCAGUAUUUCAUGGCACUGUAAAAGUUAAAUUAAACAGUUUUGACUGA